Messenger RNA from Pipistrellus nathusii (Nathusius's pipistrelle), 1482 nucleotides. Lineage: Eukaryota; Metazoa; Chordata; Mammalia; Chiroptera; Vespertilionidae. The record is from the annotation of a GenBank genome assembly.
AUGGCCAGCAAGCGGGCGGAGCCGGUCACCAUCCUCAGCCUCCGCAGGUUGAGCCUGGGAACCCCGGAGCCACAGCCGAAGAAAGAGCCCAAGACCUUCACCGUGGAGGAGGCGGUGGAGACCAUCGGGUUCGGGCGCUUCCACAUCGCCCUGUUCCUCAUCAUGGGCAGCACGGGGAUUGCCGAGGCCAUGGAGAUCAUGCUAAUCGCGGUCGUGUCUCCCGUCAUCCGCUGUGAGUGGCAGCUGGAGAACUGGCAGGUGGCACUGGUGACCACGAUGGUGUUUUUUGGCUACAUGGUCUUCAGCAUCAUCUUUGGCCUCCUGGCUGACAGAUAUGGACGCUGGAAGAUUUUGCUCCUCUCAUUCGUGUGGGGAGCCUACUUCUCCUUGCUGACCUCGUUCUCUCCCUCGUACGUCUGGUUUGUCUUCCUGCGGAUGAUGGUGGGCUGCGGCGUGUCUGGCCAUUCACAAGGGCUGAUUAUCAAGACUGAAUUUUUGCCCACCAAAUACCGAGGCUACAUGCUUCCCUUGUCCCAGGUCUUCUGGCUUGCGGGCUCCCUGCUCAUCAUCGGCCUGGCCUCUGUGGUCAUCCCCACCAUCGGGUGGCGCUGGCUCAUCCGCAUCGCCUCCAUUCCCGGCAUCAUCCUCAUCUUGGCCUUCAAGUUUAUCCCGGAAUCUGCCCGGUUCAACGUCUCCACCGGGAACACGCAGGCCGCCCUGGCUACGCUGCAGCACAUUGCCAGGGUGAACCGCUCGGCCAUGCCCGAGGGGCAGCUGGUGGAGCCCGUCCUGGAUAAAAGAGGAAGGUUUGCAGACCUGUUGGAUGCUAAAUAUUUGCGGACCACAUUACAGAUCUGGGUCAUCUGGCUGGGCAUCUCUUUCGCCUACUACGGGGUCAUCCUGGCCAGCACCGAGCUGCUGGAGCGGGACUUGGUCUGUGGUUCAAGGUCCGAAUCUGAGGUGGUGGUGAGCGUGGGGGUCUCAGAGGAGAGCUGGAGCCCCUGUUACUGCCACAUGUUUGCCCCCUCUGACUACCGGACCAUGAUCAUCAGCACCGUCGGUGAAAUUGCCUUGAACCCUCUGAAUAUCGUGGGCAUUAACUUCCUGGGCAGACGGCGGAGCCUGUCCAUCACCAUGGGCUGCACAGCGUUGUUCUUCCUCCUCCUCAAUAUUUGCACGUCAAGCGCCGGCCUCAUCGGCUUCCUCUUCAUGCUGAGGGCGUUGGUGGCUGCCAACUUCAACACCAUCUACAUCUACACGGCUGAGGUCUACCCCACCACCAUGCGCGCCUUGGGGAUGGGCACCAGCGGCUCGCUGUGUCGCAUCGGAGCGAUGGUGGCACCGUUUAUAUCCCAGGUUCUGAUGAGCGCAUCGUUGCUGGGGGCCCUGUGUCUUUUCUCAUCUGUCUGCAUUGUGUGCGCCAUUUCAGCCUUUACCCUGCCCAUUGAGACCAAAGGUCGGGCCCUACAGCAAAUUAAAUGA